GUGUGUGUUUGGAAAAUCUUUUGUGUUAUUUGUUUCAAAUUUUCUAUUUAAUUCCAUGAGAAACAAUACGUUUUAAAAUGUUUAAAAUUAAUAACAAUUAAAUUUGUCUUUGUAAUAAAUGAUCAAUGUUGUAAAGUCCACGAAUCAAUAAUCUAAAGAACAGCUAAAACUUGAAUCCUUGAAGAAAACGGCUGCAAAAGACUUGUACAGUCUGGCCUCGACAAAAUGUCCAACAGCAUAUUUGCCCAUACAAGAGAGGCAGUACGUGUAAAAGUGAAGAAAUGUGAACCCAACCUACCACCAGAAUGGCGAAAAUUUAGCGUAGAUCCACAAAUCACUUCACUGGAAGUUUUGUACUCCCUAUUGGCUAAAGCAUUCGAUAUCAAGUCAGACUUUUCCAUUAAAUAUAAAGCGUAUGAUCCAGCUGGUAAUGAGAUUUACUUGGCCGUCUUGUCGGACUGGGAUCUCGAUGCAGCAUUUUUAAGGAUUCACAAUAUUUCUAUACAGACCUCAACUGAACCAUGUCUAAUGCUGCAAAUUGAUAUUAAACCAUUCACGGAGGUUAAAGAAUGGGAUCCUGAUGUGGUAAACAGUCCCUCAGCGGCUUUGAUUGUGACGAACAGUGCCGGUGCUACACCCACUGGCUCAACAGCCCGUGAAUUGAUAUCUCCCUUACAACAAUCAUUGGGAGUUUCCCAAAAGUAUGUGCAACAAAUGCAAACUAAAUUACCUGGUAUCAUUAUGAAUCAAAUGGAGAAAACGUUCUCAAUGGUACAAAAGGCAUUCAAUUUGAAUGAGGAGACAAUGGCAGCAUUGCCGCCAAGACCGCCUCUCGCCGACAAUGAGUUUCGCAUGUUUCUCGAUGCUUUGGGACAGAUACAACGUUGCGAUGAGUUGCGUAAAGUAAUAUUUUUUGGUGGUAUAGAUCCCAGUCUGCGACGGGUAGUUUGGAAACAUAUUCUCAAUGUUUAUCCGAAUGUAAUGAAUGGUCAUCAACGUAUGGAUUAUAUGCGUCGUAAAUCGGAGCAAUAUUAUAAAUUGCGUGAAACUUGGAAGACGGCUAUAAAACAAGGAUAUGUAGCUGGCGAAUUGGCAUAUGUAACGAGCAUGGUUAAGAAGGAUGUCUUGCGUACUGAUCGUUUACAUCCAUUCUAUGCUGGCAGUGAUGACAAUCAGAAUAUAGCAGCGCUUUUCAAUAUACUCACAACUUAUGCUCUUAAUCAUCCAUCCGUCAGCUACUGUCAGGGCAUGUCUGAUAUUGCAUCGCCUUUGCUGGUCACCAUGAACGACGAAGCUCAGGCGUACAUAUGUUUUUGUGCUAUUAUGAGUCGAGUGCGUGGAAACUUUAUGCUUGAUGGUAUUGCAAUGACACAGAAAUUUGCACAUCUCACAGAAGCUUUAAGUUAUUAUGACGCUGAAUUUUGGGAUUAUUUAAAGGCACAGCAAGCAGAUGAUUUACUAUUUUGCUAUCGAUGGCUAUUACUGGAGCUAAAGCGGGAAUUUCCAUUUGAGGAUGCUUUGCGAAUGUUGGAAGUACAAUGGAGUUCUCUCAAAUAUGAGACAAAUAUUGCUGGUGAUCGUGAGGAAUUGAAAUUAUUUGAAAAAGAGUUUGUUCCAAACAAGGAUACUGCAGUGUCAACUGGUGUAUCAGGUGGUAUUCCAACGCCCUCGAGCGUUGUGUGUGCCAAUGGCGCAACGCCCAUUAGCCCUUCGUUCUUAAUGGCAAAGCCAAGAGAAAAUGCUUACACAAAGGUAUGUGCUUUAAGGCGUCAAAGUUCAUCGGCUUCACUAAAUUCGCUAAGUUCUUCGUUGAGUACUAGUGCAAAUCAUGUGGGUUGCGGAGGUGUUCUAAAUUCCAAAUUGGAUGGGACAAAACGUCUUAAUCAAAGUUUGGAUGACAAUAUAACACGCCACGCUACACGACGUCAACGUAGAGCUUCUUCAAAAGCACAUCAAUCCCUAGAUGAAACGAAAAUGCUGCAACUACUAGAAGGUAGAGUAGAAAAUGCAGUUGGUUCUAUUAAUAAUGAUCAUACUGAUGACGAUGAUGACGUUUUUUCUGAUGCAAAUCAUUUCAACUUUCACGAUACCAACCCAUUCAAGGAUAAUGAUGAAGAUCACUUAACGAAUGCAAAUCAAGAAAAGCAAAUUCCUAAAGCAUUCCUAAGCAGUUCAUCUUCUUCGCUACACGGUGAUGAUACAACAUCGUCUACAGCCACAGGAUAUGGUAAUGGUGGAGGUAGUAGUGCCGAUAUCGAUGGCAGCAUUGACAGCAGUAGUGAAGGUAACAGUCCUGACAACAAAAAUAACCAAAUGCCCAAAGGAAUCGCAAAGUUACAAAACAAAAAUAUUCUAUCCAACUAUAACUCUGUAAGUAAUAUAAUUGCAAAACAACUAGCGACGAAUGUUAGCGAAGGAGUUAAGCGGGUAAGCAACACAGGCGGCGGACAUUUCAGAGAUCUCAAAGAGAAAAUAGCGGCCACAAGUAGAAAAGGUCUAAGUCUAGACGAAUGCAACGAAAAAUCCCAACAAAAGCUGGUAAAAAAUUUCAAUGAAUUCCUUAAUUUUGCUUCAUUAAACAAAAGUCGUGUGGCUAAUGCCGAAAAAAUUAGUGCCACCAUAUUAACUGCUGAUGGUAUAUCAAGAGCGGCAACUAAAUCUAAAACGCCUUCUCCAACACACAAUCAAGUCUCUCCAAUACAAACUCUACACCCUCUGGUACAAUUAACGAAAGGUAGUUUUGCUUCUUCGGUAGAUUCGGAUUCGUCAUCGUUGCCCGAUACAACAAAUAACACCUGGAGCUGUUCAACAGCAGCCACAGCAAUACAGCAAGCAAAUAAUUUAAGUAGUAAUAGUUUACAACUGGAGUUCAAUUCUCAACUCUCCUCACUUACGCACACCCCAGAACGUACACCAGUUGCAGAACGCCAAAGAGAUCAUUCUACGCCAAAUGCAACCAGCAAACAUCAAGAUCAAGGAGAUUCUAGUACCACGCCAGAUGACAGCCAAGACUUGGAUUACUAUCCCAUGACAACAGCCAUCACCCGUGAACUGCGUUUGGAAGCCGAAAAUUUAGACCGUCAAUUAUUUGGAGAUUUAAUUGCAAUGACGGAUGAGGAGGAUGGUAAGAAGGAUUCUACGGGUAGUGAAAUUGAAUACGAAAAACUGGGUAAAGAUUCACUUGACAUGGUGGAAGAUUUAAAGGAAAAUGAAAUAAUUACAUGUCCCGAAGUCAGUGAACUCAUGAUGAGACGACGUCAACGUGAUAGAAAGAUGGCGGCCAAAACUGAAGAAUCCAACUCCAAACACUUACUGAAUGGAGAGAUUGAUAGUAAUUUGAAUAUACGUGAUGACAACAUUGAACGUGAAGAGCAAACGAAAAACAAUGUGGUGGAUGUUUUGAAAUUAAAUCCAUUUUUGGAUGAAACUCUGCUGAGGAACGAAAUAUUAUCGACAACAGAGAAGACCAGUGGUGUUGGUAGUAGUAGUAGUUGCAGCAAUUUAUAUAAUAUAGCUACAAAUUCAACAUCCCUGCCGGAAGUAUUGGUGCCAAUAUCAUCAACAGAUACUCCAGACGCAACAGCAAUAGAUGAAAUGGCAACAACAGCUGCCGAAGAAGAAGUUACUUUUUCGACAAAAGCCGCACAAUUCUCCAAUACCAGCACGAACACUUCCACACCCCGGCUACCACCUCCAUCAGAAUUUGGUGGAGGCAAUCCCUUUUUAAUGUUCUUAUGUCUCACUCUCCUGUUGCAGCAUCGUAAUACCAUUAUGAAAAGUAACAUGGAUUACAAUGAAAUUGCAAUGCAUUUUGACAAAAUGGUGCGCAAACACGAUGUAACCAGAGUUUUAAAUCAAGCCAGACGCAUGUAUAUCGAUUAUUUGAAAAAUCAAACCACAUACAAUCCUCAACAAAAACAACAGCAGCCAAAGCAGGAACAACAAACAACUAGCCCAUGUAAUUCAACAAAUGAUGUUAAUCGAAAUGCCACCGCAUCCACCACUCAACAUCAAAAACAUUCCAAAAACAAUUAUCAUCAUCCUCUCAGUACAUCCUCUGCCACGAAUUCAUCCACCUCACCAUCAUUAUUUUUUACCAAGUCAUCAUAAGACAUUCCAGGUGGAAUUGUUAUGAAUGACCAAAAAUAAAAACACCAAAGAUUUUUUGAAAAUUUAAAAAGCCUGUGUGUUUUUCAAUCUAACUUUUGAGAUUAAACAACAACUUAUUUUGAUUUUAUAUUCUAAUAACAAUUACGAAUUUUUCAUUUACAUGUGUACUUAAAAUUGAGGUAUUCCUUUCAGAUUGUUUCUAUAUACGUAUAUAUAUAUUUAAUUAGUUUAGUAUUGUAAUAUUUGUGUUCGUUUUUAAACGUUUUGUAUCUCAUUUUAAUGUAUUCCUCUAUUAAAUAUAAAAACAACAAAUAUAUGUAUAAGAUUAAGCUAUAAUUCUUUAACUUAAUACUGAUUCUUAAACACUCAAUAAAAACAUUUAAUGGCAGCAACUAAGCAAAAAGAGAACAAAAAGAAAAAUCUCCAUGAGAAUUCCUCCUCACUUACUUUAUAUAAGAAUUUAUUAUAAAAUGUAUGUGUAAAUUAUGUAAAACGGAAAUUCUAAUUCAAAAUAAAAUUUAAGAUGAAAUUCA
Calliphora vicina (urban bluebottle blowfly) is the source of this 4643-nucleotide messenger RNA. RefSeq lists its product as uncharacterized. Gene Ontology annotation, molecular function: GTPase activator activity. NCBI's taxonomy places the organism in Eukaryota, Metazoa, Arthropoda, Insecta, Diptera, Calliphoridae. The record is from RefSeq and is a predicted model, not a curated record. Gene Ontology annotation, cellular component: autophagosome. Bases 226 to 4110 code for a protein of 1294 amino acids. Gene Ontology annotation, biological process: regulation of autophagosome maturation; activation of GTPase activity. The transcript has 4 exons.